AUGGCAUCCCAAACCCUCCGCCCCCACCGCUCUCCCUCCCCCUCCCCCUCCCCUGAACCCCCCGUCAACCUCCACAACCCCGCCAAACUCACUCGCCAAUCCCUCGGCCCCCCCACUUCGGGCACCCAGAAGGGUUUCGGUGGCCUCGGCGUGGGUUCUGGACAAGGCUCGGCAGCGGGCGGUUUGGCGAGUCCUUCCGGGGCGAGCUACCCCCGACAUGUCAGUUCUAGCGUCGCGAUGGGCAUGGGCAACAGGGAGAGCUUGAGCCCCAGGCCGAGUAUGGGUGCUGGACGUGCGGUCAGUGCUGCUACCGGCCCGAGGCCGAGCAGCGAAUACCUUCCUCCUAGGGAGAUGAACAGGACGCCCGAGGCGGAGCAAAUCGACCAGUGGUUCAAGCAUCUUGCCAGCUGGGAAAAUACUCUCGAAGAGAUGGCUGCUGCCAGCACUGAUCAAAACUUUACCGAAGAGCUUGGUGCCAUCGAGCAAUGGUUCCGAGUCUUGUCCGAAGCCGAGCGAACUGCCGCUCUCUACUCUCUUCUUCAGCAAGCCACCCCAGUGCAAAUCCGAUUCUUCAUCUCCGUCCUCCACCACAUGUCCCAGUCUGACCCAAUGACUGCCCUUCUCUCCCCAGCUCCCCCCGCAUCAGCCGGUAUCGCCUCUCAGAUGGAGUCCAAGCUUUCUUCUCUGAAUCUCAAGUCGCCUUCUGCCGGCGGAGGCAGCGGUUUCCCCGGGUCGCCUGGUGCUGGCCAGUACCUCGCGCCCGAAGACGCCAAGGCCAAGGCGAAGCAGAACAGGAUCUCUGCGCCCGGCACGUUGCAGCCCCACGACAGGUGGCAGGCCGGCCAGCUCGACCAAGUCAUGGAACGCGGCUCGUCCCCCGGCUUGGAGAGCGACGCGUCCGGUCGAAGCCAAAGCAAGUCGCCCACCCCUGAACCUCGACCAAAGUCUACCGACUUUUCCGGCAAGCCGCGUGAAUCUCUCGAGUCGCUUGCGUCCAAUCGAGACCGUACUUCGUACCCGCGUUCUCCGCGUGUUUCUGGCGCUGGGGUUGGUGUGGGAUUGGGUAUUGGGGAACAGUCGCCCAUGUCGAGCCCGUUCCACAACCCCAGCUGGGCUAGUAUGGUCAACACCCCCAUGGCCGGUGCUUUCGGCGAAGGCAACAAACUCGGUACACCUUCUUCCGUCGCCGACUUGUCCCAGGCGCUCAACAUGGCUACCCUCCAACUCCAGAACCCCGGCUACCUCCCUCUCGAAGACCCCCGCAAAUACCGCCGUCCCUCCGGUCUUUCCUCUGGCCAGACCAGCCGACAAGUCUCGAGCCAGUACAACGACGACGGCGAGGUCGUCCACCCCCGCGCCCCCCAGCCCGGGCAGCCCCAAGGUCUCCUCCCCAACCAGUUCGGCGCCCGAUCGCCGCUCAUCGACCAAUUCGGCCUCAACUCGGCAGGCUUGGGGAUGGGCGCAGACCAUAUUGGGUUGGGCGGGUAUGGCGGACUGGGGAUGGGUGGGAUUGGAGGACUGAAUGCGGCGCAAGCGGCACAGAUGUUGGCUAUGCAACAACAGCUCGCUGCCGCGCAAGCCCAAGCGCAAAGCGGACCAUACUCGCCAUUCGCAGCUUCUUCCCCCGCCCUGUCCAACAACCUCAAUCCCGGCAGACACGGUCUCGCCGCUCAAAGACCCCAAGGCGGGCAAGGCAGGCGCUCGCCCAACCCGAUGAAGGCCAAUUCGCCCGCUCCGGGGCAGCAGGGUGGUGGAGGUGGCGCUGGAGGGGGGGCGGGGGUGGCGGGGCCGGAGGAUGUGGAUGAGAGGAUUUUGGAGGAUGUGGGUGGGUGGUUGAGAGUCUUGAGGCUGCACAAAUACACGACGACAUUCGAAAAGUCCAACUGGCGUGAUAUGGUACAGAUGACAGACCAAGAUCUGCAAGACAAGGGUGUUAGCGCGCAAGGCGCCAGGACCAAGUUCUUGAAGGUCUUUUACAAUGUGCGAAGUAAACUUGACAUACCUCAUCCUCCUGGUCAGGAAGAGUAUGCGCCUGGAGCCAAGUAA
This is a messenger RNA of Cryptococcus wingfieldii CBS 7118, 2046 nucleotides long. Its product is annotated as RNA binding protein. The record is from RefSeq and is a predicted model, not a curated record. Gene Ontology annotation, biological process: nuclear-transcribed mRNA poly(A) tail shortening. The coding region runs from base 1 to 2046 and encodes 681 amino acids. The transcript is spliced from 5 exons. Gene Ontology annotation, cellular component: P-body. Gene Ontology annotation, molecular function: translation repressor activity; mRNA binding; protein binding. NCBI's taxonomy places the organism in Eukaryota, Fungi, Basidiomycota, Tremellomycetes, Tremellales, Cryptococcaceae.